UGUAAAGUGGGUGUUGUCUUCUCUACAGCGUCUUUGGUUUAGAGCAACAGCGAAGUCUUGCUGGUGGGACCGCGGUCAGCUAGCCAGUAGCCUGUAGGCAGCCCACACCGCUCAGAAUGGGGGUGAAAGAUCGGCCUCAGUGCUACUUUGAUGUGGAGAUCAACAGAGAGCCAGUUGGACGCAUUGUCUUUCAGCUGUUCUCAGACGUUUGUCCAAAGACCAGCAAAAAUUUCCUCUGCUUAUGUACUGGUGAAAAAGGCACUGGAAAAAGUACAGGAAAAAAACUGUGCUUCAAAGGCUCUACAUUCCAUCGGGUAGUUAAGAACUUCAUGAUCCAAGGGGGAGAUUUCACUGAAGGCAAUGGAAGAGGAGGAGAGUCCAUAUUCGGUGGCUACUUUGAAGACGAGAACUUUAUUCUCAAACAUGACAGAGCCUUCCUCUUGUCCAUGGCCAACCGCGGCAAAGACACCAACGGUUCUCAGUUUUUCAUAACUACUAAGACAGCACCGCAUCUUGAUGGAGUCCAUGUGGUCUUCGGGCUGGUCAUCUCUGGUUUUGAAGUGAUAAAAAGAAUCGAGAGCCUGAAGACUGACUCAGCCAGCAGACCCUACGCUGAUGUCAGAGUGAUAGACUGUGGACAGCUAAUAACAAAAUCUGCUAAUGAUGUGCUUGAAGGCAAGAAGAGGAAGGCCUUCUAUUCUGAAGAUGAUUCUGCAAGCUCUUCAGACUCACAGACCUCAUUCGAGUCUGGAGAGGAAUCUAACAGAAACUUUACUCCCCGAAAGAAGAGGAACGCUUCCAAACACCCAAAGAGGCGAAGGAGAGAAGGUGGGAGGAAAGAGAAGCGGUGUGAAAAAACGACAAAUAAAGGAAGCCCUGCUGAGCAGGACAUGGCAGAGGAAGAGGAUGGAGGGAAGGAGCAGAAUGUAAAGAGAGAGAAACCUGUGGUUCGACCAGAGGAGAUCCCGCCUGUGCCAGAGAACCGCUUCCUGCUCCGUCGUGACAUGCCAACCCAGGAAGGAAUAGCUGAUGGGACUGAGCAAGAGACAGCUACAGCCCCCGGUGACCCUAAGCCAGCUGUCACAAAAUCUGGGAGGAAGCUCAAAGGCAGGGGAACCAUGAGAUACCAUACCCCUCCUCUGGAAAAGUCUCGGUCCGAAUCUGAGGAAGAGAGGGGGAGCAGCGAGACUCCUCCACACUGGAAAGAGGAGAUGCAGAGAACCAAGAAUUACCAGCCCCCGAGUGUAGAGAAAUGGAGCAAAGAAGAAUGGAAUGACAGAAGUGACACCCCAUGGUCACGGUCCAGGUCGCGGUCCAGGUUGCGGACCAGGUCGCGGUCCCGAGAACAUUCUUCAGAUCAGACCUCGGACCACUCCAUCAAGCGUCACCGACACAGAAAAGAAAAGAAAAAGGCCAAACGAAAGAAGAAGGCCAAGAAACGGAAACAUUCAAAGAAACAUAAAAAGAACAAAUUAAAAGAUGCCUCCCCUUCAGAGGAUGAGAAAUCAGUGUCCUCUAGUAAAAGGUCAAGACCGUCUAGCUAUCCUGGUAGGAGGUCACAUUCCCGCUCUCGCUCUUUUUCCACUUCACAUCACUCACAUAGAACUAAUGAAUCAGGCUCAAACCGGAGACGCUCCUCAUCACAUUCAUCAAGAGAUUCACGGUCCUAUUCCAGAUCAAGGGGCAGAUCCUAUUCCAGAAGUCGCUCAAGAUCGGAUAGUAAGUUUAGGUCCACCUCAAGGUCUAGGUCACGAAGUCGAUCUGGACGCUCCAUUACUACAUCACGGUCCCGAUCUCGCUCUAGCUCCAGUUUUAGGACAAAGUCCAGGAGUAGAUCUAGGUCCAGGUACAGGUCACAAUCACCACGUUACAGAAAAAGGUCAAGAUCUCCUAAAAGAACAAAGCUGAAUGAGGGCAGCAUGAAGAAAGUUAGCAAUCCCAUACCCAACACUACUCAAGGCAAAACACCCCCGACCUCAUCUGAGGGGGUCUCUGUGCUGCCUUUGAGUGACAGCCCACCACCUUCUAGAUGGAAACCUGGCCAGAAACCUUGGAAGCCUUCUUACGUCCGUGUCGAAGAAACCAAGACCAAGACAGGCUUACCUUCCCGUGAUCUAGUCGGCCGAACUCCAGGCACAAAUCUAGAGAGGGAAGCACAGCCUGUGUUUCACAGUAAGUUGGAGAAACCUACAAGUCAAAGGGACCCUAAUAGUUCUAGGCUGUAUAGUGCUAACAGCAAAAAAACGGAUAGCCUGCUGCGAAGAGGAUCAUCCAGGAGUCAAUCGUCUAGCCGGUCAAGAAGCAGGAACCGCUCAAGAUCCCGGUCAGUGUCUCCUGGCUUGAACAACAGAUCUUCCUAUUCUUCCUCCUCUUCUACAAGGUCAGACUCUUAUGAUUCAUAUAGAAAAUUUACUUCAGAUAUGAGGGGGAAACAGCAUCAUGGUCAUUAUCAAAAGAAGCAAAAAAGGACCAAGAAUGCCAUACAAAUCCAUCCCAAACAAGAUGCAUCUCCUUUUCAUUCAAUUGAUGGAACUGAAAGUAGCAUAAACCAUCCCAGACCCAGACACAACAGUUCAGAAGUGCAGGAAAAGAAACCUGAACAUUUGUCAGAGAGAGCAAAGAAUUUUAGUCAAAACAAAACAUUGCUUGUAGGUGUCGUGAACAGUAAACCAGGAUCUGGAUGGGAAAGUGACAGUGAUAAUUUGAGCAAACAGGCCUCUGGCGGGAAGCCUAGUACUAUUCAGAUUCCUCUCAAUCACCAAGGAGAACUUUCUGAAAACCAAAAGAAGGAGAUUUUGGCUCGUUGUUGGGAAUCAGAAAGUGAAACUGAAAUGCCAGAAUCAAGUACUGCAAUUGGUGAAACUAAAUGUUUGUCAGACAAGGAGGAGGGGGAAGCCAGUUCCGAAUCUGAAAGCGAUGAUGCUGCCAUUAUGUUCCACAAACUGAGGCAAGUCUCUAGGGUACCAGGUGAUUUAAAAAGUAGUGAGGAACAUCGUAAUGAAAAUACAAAGCAUGAAAAGCACAAGAGCAAGAAGACCAAGCGGAAGCACAAGCACAGGAGGAGAAACUCUGAUAGGUCUGGCUCUAAUCGAUCAAAGGCCAAAACGAAAAAGUCCAAGAAGAAGCACCAGAAGCCAAAAGAAACGUUCCACUGGCAGCCACCCCUAGAGUUUGGUGAAGAAGGGGAGGAUGAUGAUUCGCUCGCUCAGUUAAAGAAUGUGGACAUGGCACAGAAAAGUGCUGUCAAGGACGAGCCACCAAAAUCAGAUAAAGUCACGCAGCUGAACUGUGUGUCUGAGAGGAGUUCUGAGAAGGCAGGUCACGACUCAUCUACAGGUGAUCAUUAUUCUAGGAAUAUGAUGAAAAGCCAGCAAACUAAACUGAAUACUCGAGUGGAAAAAAGCCAGGCACAAAACGACCAUCCACACAUCAGUUUGAAACAGUCAAAUGCGAAUGCUGCAUCUUGUUCCCAAGAACGACUAACAGACCAAGAUGAUAUGGAGAUAUGUACGCCAGAACACAUGCCAGAGACCAACACAGAACCAUCAGGACCUUCUGUGGUUGAAUUAUCAUCAUUAACGAAAACUGCGAGUAAUGGCAAUUUACUUCUGCCUCAAAGAGAUCAAAAAGCCUCAGUUAAUGUUUCAUCUAUAUUAACUCAUUCCAACCAACCAGGAGAAGCACCGUCUGAAAACGCUGGUCUAGCAGGUGAUACCAAAUGGAAACCUUUAAAGGGUGCAACUGUAGUACAGGCGUUUAAUGCAGUUCCUCUGGUUAUGAAGAUAAACAAGCCACAGCUAUCAACUGAGGGUAAAACUCAGGGUCUCAAGAUUGAAAUCAAGAGCAAAAGCAAAGUCCGUCCAGGCUCACUUUUCGACGAGGUGCGGAAGACGGCUCGGUUAAACCAGCGGCCCAGAAAUCAGGACAGUUCCAGCGAUGAGGAUUCUCCUUCUGCAGCAGAAGAGCAAGCUGCAUCUCAGAGACUCUCUCGGAGUAAAUCCCGUUCUACAACCAGUCCAAGGUCCCGACAUAGAGGCAGGUCCCAUUCAUACAGCAGGAGCAGGUCCAGGAGCUUCAGCUAUUCUUCCAGAAGCUACAGUAGAAGUAGAAGCAGAAGGAAGCACAGUAGAGACCGUUUUCGUUCUCGAAGUAGUAGCUAUCGUAGCCACACCUACAGUAGAAGUCGUUCCAGAAGUUGGUCCAGGGGUCGCCGGAAGUCAAGAUCGUACACUUAUGACAGCUACUCCAGUCGCAGCCGCAGUGGGAGCAGAAGGCGGCACCAUAGACGAAGUAAAAGCAGAUCCAGAUCGUACCGCUCCUACAGUCGCAGUUCAUCAAGGCACGGGAGUCGAAGCAGUCGAUACAGCUGAGAAGAGUUUUGAUAGAAUGUCUACUGUAAAUCUUGCCUCUUCCUUUUUUUUUUUUUUUUUUUUAAAGAUUUCUUCAGAAAUUAAGAUUGUUUUCUCAGGUGUAGGCAGAAGUGUACAUACUUUACUUAUAGACAUCAGUGUGAUGGCAAUAAUGGGCGUUUGGUGAUUUCUUACAACUGUUCUUUUUCUAGUGCAGAAUAAGCAAAUGUGCGAAAUAAUACAUCCAAGGUUAUGAAUAUGCUUUCAUCACUCCUAAUAUUUGCGUAUUAUAAAUGUCCCUACGGCAAAAGAGAUUUUAACAUGAGUUUAACAUGUUGGUAGUAGCAUCAUUCACUGGGCUGUUUUGCUGCCAGACACUAGUAUCUUACUCAACGUGGGUAAAUUAAUAAAAGAGAGCUACCUCAAAGUUUUAGCACAAAUCCAAAUUUUUUGUGAAAUCUUGGACAUGGUUAGGUCAACCCCAUUGAAAAUAUGAGGGCUUUACAUGUAUGUUGGAUCUGUGCCAGAAAAUCAACAAAUUGCAAUUGAACACUGCCAAUUCUGCCAAUUUCUUUUUUUAUAAUUUAAUUUCAAUUUACACGGCCAAUGAUGUCCCAAAACCAGGAGGGUGAAGACUAGCAUGUGUCUCCUUUGAUACAUGUGAAAUCAGCCACUGACACUUUUCUAACUGCUGUUGAUGCAGUAUUGCUGAGUAGCAUCACGGCGCACGGCGGAAAAUGCAGCGACUCAGUUCGGAUACAUCAGCUCACAGAUGCCUCAGGCUGAGCCACAUCACCCUUUGGAGUGAUGCGGAAAGAGAGUGCUAUCUACCCACCCAGAGAGAGAGCAAGAGCUAGAGCUCUCUCAGGGCUCAGCUUGCUGAUGUCAAGCUACAUGAACAGGAUUCGAACCAGCAAUCUUCUGAUCAUAGUGGCAGCACUUAGCUCGCUGGAUCACUCAGAGCGCAACAGAGUGACCGAAUUUUGUGUGCUGUGUGUAUAUUUUUUACCCUGUGUUGAUGAUGCUUCAUCCAGUACUUUUGGAAUCCACUGCAGAGUUGGGGAUAAGGUGGGGUGGUGUCAUCCAAUUUUCUGUGUCAAGAAAAGAACAAUUAAAACAAUUAUAAUAAUUGAAAGCCCAGUUUGCCAUUAUAUCAGGUUCUGUAAUGAGUGUAUGUAACUAUUUGAACUAUAAUAUGAUUCAUUUUGACCUGUAAAUACUUGGCAAUAAGAAUAUACCAUUAUAUACUGUUAUGUUUUUACCAGAAUUAUUUUAUUUUUUAAAAAAACAUAUGACAUAAAUGUAUAAAAAUAUUUUAUGCAACCUUACUGUUUUGAUUUCUCACAGUUGUAUUGUACUGUAUACUGAAUGCCCAAUCUAAUUGUUAUACUAAAACAUUCUAUAAGCAGGAAACCACUGAACUGGUACACAUAAAAGGGAGUUUUAUUUUACAGAAGUUGACUCUUUUGGCCAUUUUCUGUUUAAAUUUUUCAUGUCUCCAUCUUUUCUAUGGUAGAACAGGGGAGCUUCUGUCAAUAAGCAAAAGUCAUCACUGUUACUUUAUGAAAGUGUAAAUAAAAUUUUACAUUGACUUUCAAACUUUAGUGAGUUAUGUAAAUUCACAUCUCUUAUCAAGAUAUUCCUAAAACUUUUUUUGUUUAUUAAUAUACUGACUUUUGGCAUGACAAAAAACUAAAGUUACAACUCAUCCUGCUCUCCCUGAUAUGAAUGUUUUUUGUACUUCAUAUUGAUCAACAUGAUAUGGCUAAAAUAAAUCAAAUCUAAAAUCA
Astyanax mexicanus (Mexican tetra) is the source of this 6139-nucleotide messenger RNA. RefSeq names its product natural killer cell triggering receptor (gene nktr). The transcript is spliced from 17 exons. Gene Ontology annotation, molecular function: peptidyl-prolyl cis-trans isomerase activity. Bases 117 to 4370 code for a protein of 1417 amino acids. The record is from RefSeq and is a predicted model, not a curated record. Gene Ontology annotation, cellular component: nucleus. NCBI's taxonomy places the organism in Eukaryota, Metazoa, Chordata, Actinopteri, Characiformes, Acestrorhamphidae. Gene Ontology annotation, biological process: protein peptidyl-prolyl isomerization; protein folding.